AUGGCCAUGGAUGAAGAAGGAUCCCUUGCUGGCAAACUUCCUCUAGAACCUCCGAGUGGCCUCACCAUCAAGAUUUCUACCUCUGGCAGCAAAACUGGUAAAAACAUCUUAACUCCCCUUGGUUAUUCAAAUUCAGAUUCAGCUUCUCCAAACUUAAAGAACUCAAUUGAAUCAUCAACAUGUAACUCUCCACUAGUUUCACCACCGUCAUCAGCAUUUGUUUCAGCCUUACAAUCACCAUACAUAUCACCAAGGGCUAUAACCCCAAAACCCCAAGAGAACCCAGCCACCCCACCGGAGAACCCAAUACCAGGCUCCCACUCCACACCACCAUUCUCAUCAUACCGUGGCUCACUAUCAGAUGACAUACCAAGCAGCUCUUACACGCCCCCAUCGGACCAAUAUGAAUAUUCUGAUGACCUUACAGAGGCCAAGCUCAAGUAUGUUACUUGUGUACCUGUCCCAGAUCCUGCUCCUCCUAGAAUCUCAUUCUCUUUUCCAGUCCCACGCAUUUCCUUCAAAGGGCCUGUUUCUCCAGCUUCCAAUGCCAAACUCAGGAGCUGUGAUGUUUACAUUGGCUACCAUGGUCAGAAUCCUAAUCUUAUGCGCUUCUGUAAGUGGCUUAAAUCAGAGCUAGAGCUUCAGGGAAUUGUCUGCUUCGUAGCGGAUAGAGCCAAGUACUCGAAUACUCAGAGCCAUGAGAUCGCGGACAGAGUUAUCUGUUCUGUGACUUAUGGAAUCGUGGUCGUGACUAACUCAAGCAUCCUCAACCAUCUCAGCUUGGAGGAGAUUAGAUUCUUUGCUCAAAAGAAGAACCUGAUUCCAAUUUUCUUCAGCUCCGGCCCCGCUGAGAUCACAGGUCUUCUCAACGGCAAUUCAAUUGAUAAAGAGUGUAGAGAAGCGAUUGACGGACUAGUGAAGUCUAAUGAAUUGAAGCUGGAGGUCAAUGAGGGUAAUUGGAGGAGCUGUGUAGCUAAAGCCACUGGGAUAUUAAGAACAAAGCUCGGGCGAAAGAGCGUGGCCGAGAAAGCUGCAGAAGGAUUUGAGGAGAUUCCAUUUCCAAGGAACAAAUGUUUUGUAGGAAGAGAGAAGGAGAUUAUGGAGAUUGAAACCGCAUUAUUUGGAUGCACUGAUGGUUGUGAACAGGAUUACGCUAUGCCGAUCGUUAAAGGAGAAACCAGGGGGCAAUCUGAGGGCCUUGCAGAUGAAGAAAGUGAGACUUUUAGCAGCCGAGGAGGGAGAUUCAUUAAUUUGGAAUUGGGAGGGAAGUGCAAAGAACCAACACUGGAGGCUUGGGUGGAACCAGUUACGGGAAGGAAUUCAAUGAAGAGAUCAAAGUACAAGAAAUCGAAAAGCGGGAAUUACAAGACCCUGGAUAGCAGUGUGUUUUGCAUAAACGGUGUUUCAGGCAUUGGAAAGACAGAACUUGCACUUGAAUUUGCUCAUAGAUAUUCUCAGAGGUAUAAAAUGGUCUUGUGGGUUGGAGGGGAAGCUAGAUAUUUCAGGCAGAACAUACUGAAUCUAUCACACAAUUUGGGGUUGGAUGUGAGUGCCGAUGCCGAGAAGGAAAGAGGGAGAAUCCGAAGCUUUAAAGAGCAAGAAAAUGAAGCAUUCGAGAGGGUCAAAAGGGAAUUGUUUCGAGACAUGCCAUAUCUGCUCAUCAUUGACAACCUUGAUACAGAAAGAGAAUGGUGGGAAGGGAAGGAUCUGCAUGAUUUGAUUCCAAGGAACACUGGAGGGACUCAUGUGAUCAUCACAACGAGACUAUCCAGGGCGAUGAACUUUGACAUAAUGCAGCUGCCGCCAUUGGAAUUGCCUGAUGCAAUGGUUUUAAUGACAGGAAAAAGGAAAAGAGAUUAUCCAACCGAGGAGCUUGAAUUUCUUCAUAAAUUUGAUGAGAAAUUGGGAAGGUUGAGCUUUGGCUUGUGGUUGGUUGGAUCACUGCUUUCUGAGCUUGCGAUUUCUCCAUCCGCACUUUUUGAAGCUGUGAACCAAGUUCCUCUUGAAGAUGGUUCUACUUACUCCUAUAUGAGCAUGAGUGACGAGCAGUACUGCAAGAACAACCAUUUCCUAAUGAAACUACUUCAUUUCAGUUUCAUCGUCUUACAACAAACCAAUGGGAGAAAGAACCUUCUUGCCUCAAGAAUGCUUCUUGUCGGUGCUUGGUUUGCCCCAGCUCCUAUUUCAGCAACUUUGCUGGCUGCUGCUGCUAAGAAUAUGCCUGCCAUUGGAAACGGAUUCAGAAAAUGGACCGAAUGCGUGAGCCUCGCAUUUUCUUGCUGCUCUGGUUGCGGAUUAGCACCCCAAAGCGAAGAAGAUUCAGCCACUCUUCUUGUUAAACUAGGCUUAGCGCGAAGAGCCAACAGACAGCCAGGUUGUUGGAUUCAAUUCCAUCCAAUAACUCAAGUUUUUGCAAGAAGAAAAGAAGGUUUAUCAGCAGCCAAGGCUACAGUCCAGGGAGUAAGGAAAGUUGGCAAUCCAUCGAUGAACUCACAUCAUCUAUGGGCCUCUGCAUUCCUUGUCUUCGGAUUCAAAUCCAAGCCUCCGCUUGUUCAACUGAAGGCUAUUGAUAUGGUUUUGUACAUAAAGAAGACAGCUGUGCCACUCGCAAUUAGAGCCUUCACAACCUUCUCAAUGUGUAAUUCAGCACUGGAACUUCUGAAGGUGUGUACUAAUGUGCUUGAAGAAGUGGAGAAGUCAUUUGUAUCGCAAAUACAGGACUGGUGCCAUGGUUCGCUUUGUUGGAAAAGGAACAUACAUGGUCAUCAAAGGGUAGAUGAAUAUUUGUGGCAAGAUGUGACAUUGUUGAAGGCUAGCCUACUUGAGACUAGAGCAAAGUUGCUGCUUAGAGGUGGCCAUUUUGAUGGCGGUGAAGAGUUGUGCAGGACUUGCAUAAGCAUCCGGACAGUGAUGCUCGGCCACAAUCACGCUCAAACACUGGCCGCCCAAGAAACACUAGCAAAGUUAGUAAGAAUGAGAAGCAAAGGAUGA
Molecule: messenger RNA, 2991 nt
Organism: Dovyalis caffra
Lineage: Eukaryota; Viridiplantae; Streptophyta; Magnoliopsida; Malpighiales; Salicaceae
Source: the annotation of a GenBank genome assembly